GGGGCCGCCAUAGCUGCAUCAAAGACUGCACUUAGGGAUUCCAGGGGCGCAGUUGAGAGGCGAGUCCGAGAGAGCGGUCUGGUCCAGGGGCCUACCUGACCUUGACCUAACUUCCCCCGGAGAAGGGAAGUAAGCGGAAGGUAGCAAAGCAUAGUUAAUGACAGCUUGGGCUCUGCAGCGAGACCUGGUUUCCAAGCCCUGCAUUAGCAUCUUGGCCUCAGCUUCCACAUCUGUGAAACGGGAAUACCUAAAAGGAAAGCGAAUGGAAAGGCCCAUUCUACUUCAUCCUGGGCACAGACCCACAGUUUGGGCUGAUGAAGGCCUGGUCCACCGGGGACUGUGACAAUGGCGGUGACGAAUGGGAACAGGAGAUCCGUCUAACUGAGCAAGCCGUCCAGGCCAUCAACAAGCUGAACCCCAAACCCAAAUUCUUCGUUCUGUGCGGUGACCUCAUCCACGCCAUGCCAGGGAAGCCGUGGCGGACGGAGCAGACGGAGGACCUGAAGCGAGUGCUCAGGACGGUGGACAGGGCGAUCCCACUGGUCCUCGUCAGCGGCAACCACGACAUCGGCAACGCCCCCACGGCCGAGACCGUCGAGGAGUUCUGCCGGACUUGGGGAGAUGACUACUUCAGCUUCUGGGUCGGGGGCGUCCUGUUCCUGGUCCUCAACUCCCAGUUCUAUGAGAACGCCUCCAAGUGCCCCAGCCUGAAGCAGGCGCAGGACCAGUGGCUGGACGAGCAGCUGAGCAUCGCAAGGCAGCGGCACUGCCAGCACGCCAUUGUCUUCCAGCACAUCCCGCUCUUCCUGGAGAGCAUCGACGAGGACGACGACGACUACUUCAACCUCAGCAAGUCUGCUCGGAAGAAGUUGGCAGACAAGUUCAUACACGCAGGUGUCAAAGUCGUGUUCUCAGGCCACUACCACAGGAAUGCCGGGGGUACCUACCAGAACCUCGACAUGGUGGUGUCAUCUGCCAUUGGAUGCCAGCUUGGCAGAGAUCCCCACGGGCUCCGAGUCGUGGUGGUCACCGCUGAGAAAAUUGUUCACCGAUACUAUAGUCUAGAUGAGCUGAGUGAGAAAGGAAUAGAAGACGAUCUCAUGGAUUUGAUCAAGAAAAAAUGACGCUCCUUCCUGUUCCCGUUCACUUUUCACUUGCACUAUUUUUUUAUGUUGCCAGAAACAGCAGCUGCACACAACCCCUUGCUGAAAUAUAAAAAUAGCCCAGGCAGGUUUGUGAAUUUAUGUCCUUUUGCAUAAAUCGGAGAGCUGGGGCCCUAUCCUGAAUUACAUUCAAAAUAGAACUGCAUUUCCUUUAAAAUGGAGCAAGCGAUCCUGGAAAUCAGUUUUUAAAAUAUUAGACUAUCUCUGCAUGGAUGUUUGAAUAAAUUCUCCUAAUGCUGUGUUUCUCAACUCCACUUUUGAAUUGGAUUGUAUUCUGGUUAGCAUAUGAUCAAGGUCUGCCUAUCGACCUCAAUUCCAAUCUGAUAGCCAAGUAUGAUCUUUGAUAAUUCCUUAAACAAACUACACCUGAUUGUAUUAAAUUGUGGUCAUGAUUCCCAAAAUGCUAGGCAAAACGAAGUUCAUCUCCUUUCCUUUCCAGCAGAAUGAGCAGCUAUCUCCCUAGUUGCGAGAGCCAUGCAGACUUAUUUUGACAACGAGCCAAGUAGCCCCCAUUUACUGUUAAAUUCUGAGACUUCUGAUGAUAGGAACAGAAUGCAGUUGAUAGAGCUUGGAGCUCAAAUUUGCCUUCCUGGGUGCCUGGAAAAGUCACCUUUGCACAUAAAUUGGCCAUUUAUGAAAAUCUCCUCCAAGAGACUGAAACCACAGCUCUAAAACGGCACUUCUCCAGUCGCUGGGUAGCACAUUUUGAGUUUGUUCACAUCCACAUUCUGGCUGUGUAGCCACUCCACAGAUGGGUGGUCUCUCGGGAUCAGAAUGCCCCUCCACUCAUGAGACUCUUCAUUUUGUCCACUUUGACAGAAAAAGUGGGAAUGUAUGCUGAGCUCUCAAAAGAAACAAAAAGGCCAAAAUGGUGCCUUCAGCCACAUCCUCUGAAUUGGCCCUGACUUGGAUUAAACGCACUAAUGCAAAAUCCCUUGACAAAAGCA
Symphalangus syndactylus (siamang) is the source of this 2110-nucleotide messenger RNA. It is a transcript of the gene CPPED1, whose product is annotated as calcineurin like phosphoesterase domain containing 1. Gene Ontology annotation, molecular function: hydrolase activity. Lineage: Eukaryota; Metazoa; Chordata; Mammalia; Primates; Hylobatidae. The record is from RefSeq and is a predicted model, not a curated record.